AUGUCAAAACCCAAAGAAGAAAAAAAAGCGGGUGCUUAUUCGGUUGCUCUCGAAGAACCCGCAGUAUUCUCGACGAUGAAGUGUGGCGGUCCAUUAAUGUUUUUCGGGGAAAAUGGAAAUUCGGGCACUCAACGAAAUUACCGAUCUGUCGUCGUCGGACUCGCGGUGAUGUUUUCCAUAAGAGAUUUUCAUCUCUCUCACUCUCACUCUUUUUUAUUAUUUCAUUUUUUUUUUCCCCCGCAAAACAAGUCGCCGCAGGUGGUAUUAUGUACCGUCAUAGAAUGCCAAACGCGCGCGUAUAUAAGGGAAGUGUAUAAAAUAUAAAAGUGGACCUUAAAAGCCCGCGCUGACGUUUGCGGACCGCCGACCUAUUGUUGUAUGUUCGGCGGAGAACGGUCAAAGCGACGACCAGAGAUAGUUUUUAUUUUAUUUUUUUUUUUUUAUGUUUUUUCCCCUCGCCGGACGGUCGAGAGCUCUACACAACGCCAUCCCGAAUACGAUAUACUACAAUACUAUAUUAUCUCUAUAUAUAUAUGUAUAUGAUUCGUAUGCUAUGCACAGUAGGUACACGCACCCACUACGUAUUAUAUUUAUUACAUGGUCCCGUAUCCGACCCCCAUCUUUGACCGAUAUAACAUACAGGAUAUCGUGUCCUCGAAUAAUUAAGAGGAGGCUACACGUCGUGCAUUUUGUUGUCUCAGUCGUACAAACGUAGAGCCGCGUUUAAGGGUGUGAAACGGGUGCAAUUAUGCCAAGCGUCAAAUUUAUGUUGCAUGGAUGUCUAACAUGUUAUACGGUUACACUUAUGUUGUAUACAUUUUUAGUUUCGGAACGUUUUAUAGUUAUUAACCGAGGAGCGUCAAAUUUAACACAAGGUACACUAUAAGUUGUAAUUAAAGGUCUGAAAAACGAAUUCGAGUUUAAUGCGUUAGUUUUUUUUUUUUUUCAUAAGCGUUUCAGAUCAAACUUUGACGAAAAUCAUUAAAAAAUUAUGGAAUUUCAUAUGUCUUACCGAACAUCGCAUCGGAUCCUGUAUCGUUGACGAUGGUUUAUCUUUGCGUACAGAUGUAAAUUAAAUACCUUUAUGUAUCCUAUCUUCCCAACUUCUCUCAUACAACAGUAACUGCAUCCGUCCCCAUCAGCAUCAGCUCUUUUUGUUUUAAAUACAAAAAAAACAAAUAAUAAACUACUCACUUACAAACUUUUCGAAAACGAUAAAAUGGAUGAACUUGAAAUUAGGAGCAAUAGUUACACGUAGAUGUACAAUGAGAAAGAAUUUUAAAAUAUUUUGAAAUUGAGCCGAUUAAGCAAGCGGAUUUUAUCGUCAAUUCGUAUUGUUUAGCCGACUACGGUCGUAUAACGGCGCGUCAAUUAUAAUAUGUUAACACCAUUUCAUCAGUUUGGACUUCUUUCACUGUCUCUACACGAAGAAAGAGGAAUAAUAAUUUACCUAUUCUAUUUCAUAUAAUAUUACUAAUAAACUAAAUUAUAAUGUAACAGGUAAUAAUAUUUUUUUUAAAACCUGGAAAUAAGCGUACCAAAAUAAAAGUUCGUGAAAAAAGAAAUAAAACAAUUCGUUAUGUUAUAAAAAUAGUUUCUCUAACAAAAUAUAUAUUUGUAUGGCGUUAUGAGCAUCAACAAUAAUAAAAAUAAAAGUAGUUUUCAAAUAAUAAUAAAAAAAGAUUAGGGUAAUGAGUACUAUUGUGACGAAAAUUAUUGGACGGCGUAACCAAAUUAAUAUUUUCAAUUUUGUUUUUUUGUUGUUAUUUGGUUAAAAAUAAUCGUAGAACUGAUAUUGAUUUUUGAGAUAUAUUUAUAGGCAUUUCAUAAUUUUUAGUAAUAGAUAAAUUUAAAUUAUGUGUUCUGGCUGUUCAAAUUUUGGAACUUACUUUUUUUCAGUACUUUAAAUAUGUAACUACUUUAAAAAAAAAAAUCAACUAUUUUAAAAUUAUAUAUUAUAUAUUUUUUUUGUUGAAUGUUGAAAAUACAUUAAAUUAUUUUAUUCAAUGUAUUGAAAUGUAUGUAUUAAUAAAAUAAUAGCUGAUCGAGUAUAAUUUCAUUUCAGUUUCAAUUUACGAAAAAAAAACCUUUUAAAUUAAUAAUCCAAGUCUUGAAAUUUAUUCUUAUAAGAUAUUAGAAAAAAAAAAUGAUUCUAAUAAUAUCAUAAUAUAUUUUAAUAUUUUAAUACAAUCUAACUUAAGUAAACUUCUUCUUGAGGCACCUUACAGCCACUGUGAGCUCUAUGUAUACGUAAUUUAAAAAAAAAAAAUGUAUGCAUGAAAUUGAAAAAAAGGGGUAGAAUUUAUUUAUAUUGGUAGUAAAAUUCUAAAUGCGGCACAGUAUAUGCAUUACGAGUCGUAAUUUGUGGCAUAGCGAAGUUGUAUUCAAGCAAAAUCAAUUUAAUGUAUUUAGUUUUAAUACCAGGGUGAAGUUUAAUUGACCAAUAAUUACCAAACUUAAAGAAUUGUCUUUAUAUGUUAUUGAUUUUUUUUUUCUGAUAUUUUAGUUUUCAAACAAAGUAUAAGCAUUUUUAAAUUAUAAUGUUUCACAUACAAUACUUAAAAAUUAAAAUAACGAUAAUGUUCUUACUUUUAAAUUUUAUAAUAAAUUAAUUUACUUUAAUAUUAAAACUAAAAAUGUUAAAUUGGUUUUCCUGAACGCAAUUCUGGCAUGUCGUGUGUUUGUAAGACAGCAAAUGCAUGUGUAACGCCCUCUUAAAAUCGUCCAUUCAUUGGCCGCAGUAAAUAAAAUUCGAAAAAUAAAAUGAACACGGUAUAAACUCGUUGUCAAUGUUCUCAAUAGACUUGAUUUUUAAUCAUGUUAUAGAAAUCCAUUGUUUUUCGAUAUUCUUCGAAUAAUUUUUAAUAUCGGACAGCCAAUUCGAUUGAAUUAAUCCGAUCUUUAACUGUUAUAAGUCAUAAACGUAUACUGUUGAUGUUGUAGUGUUAUGCAUACUAUCACUUUGUUUAGAAAAAUAAUUUUUUUUUUAAUCUGUAUUUAAACGUAAGAUGUUUAUUUGAAAACCCAAAACGUAUACUCAUUCAAUAUUUAAAGAGAAGAGGUGUAUAAAUUCGAGAAUCAUGUUAAAAUAAACCUUGAAUAAUUCCAUAUAAUGAUUGAAAAAACUGAAAUAGAAUUUACUAAUAACCCUUCGAGAAAUCAGAAAAUCGUUCGAUCAUGUUAAAAGAAUCACUCUGUACACUAAGCAAUAUAUUUAUUUAAUGUUCGUUCAAAAAAACCCAUCAAAACGGGUUCACCAGUAACUAUUAAGAAGUUCCAAUUAACGUUUUACAACAAAAAGAUUAAAGUCCCCUCUCGCUUUUAAUUUGAAAGAAAAAAUACGUCGUAUUUUUUUCUUCGCUUUUUUUUUAACGUAUAUUUAGAACAAGUAUUAUAUAAAACAAAAGCUCAUCCCACUCAUUAACCUCUAAUUUUGAUGAGUCUUUUGUAAUGAAUGUUUUUUUUCCUUCUAGGAGGGAAAAGGUCCCGAAAAAACAAUAAAAAACAAUGAAGUAUUCUACAAGACGUUUUUUUUCCACGGUAUUCUUUCGUACGCAUCGAUUGUUUUCUCCAGACAGUAUUUACUCCAAUUUAUACCCGGAGGGCUAAUUAGCACAGCACAGGCAGUAAGUAUAGCAAUCCCCUUUUGAACUCGAUAACCCGAUUAGACAAUAUUGGCAUCGUUCCCCGGGGACAGGAGGGAAAAUAAAAAAAAUUCGACUUUUUUUCGUUUUCUACGGCAUUAAUUUACGAAUGUUCACGGGGUGUAAAACACUAAGCACAGCAAGGUUGUGAAUUGUAUUGCAUAAACGACGCGCCUAUUUAUGGUCAUAAACAUUAAAUAUCAUAAUAUUACCAUGUACCACUCGUACUGAACCUGAAUAUAAUACGUUAUCCAUGGGCACCCGGAGUGGAGGGCGAUACGGGGCAUCAGCCCCUUGGGCUUAUAUUUUAAAUAUAGUUUCAACAAUUUAUUAAUAUAAUUUUAUUUUAAGUACUUUCGGGUGUUUGAUUUUAUUAUGCCCCUUCCUGAUAUAUUUUCUACGGGCGCCCAUAACGUUGUCCGUGUAAUUAAUUCGAUAUAACAAUAACAAACAAUGAAUAAAAUUAAAUUUGUAUAUAUUUGGCGGUAUUAAAAAAAAUCUACAGGCGAGAAAGCUUCCAUUUUAAAACAUUUUAAUUGAAAUGUCGAAUCAAUAUACCACUCGGUUAUUGCCGUUAUUACUACAACGAAUCAUGUUUGGACUUCAAAACACUAUGUGUGGGGAGUGGCGAGGGAGGCGAUGCGUUUCACUCGGAUCGCGGGUCGCGCUCGGGGCGGGCGGCCGCCGAGAGGUCGUGUCGGAAAAUCGUCCCCGACCUCGCGCCGAACACGCCGUCGAUUGUCGCGACGCGGAAUCGCGAAUAGACGACGAUCACUUCGGCACGAGCGGCGGCGGCGGUCUCGGCGUCGUCGUCCGUCGCCGUCCCGUUUAAUUGGACAAUACAAAGCGACGCGAAUCAAAAACCCUCUCGAGACCGUCGCGCGGUGGCGGAAACAGACUUCUCGUCGUCCGCGCGGCCGUGUUAUAAGGUUAGGCCCCGGCGGCUGCCGCUGAUGCCGGCGCUGCCGCUGCGGCGGCCGCCGUGUAAUUCGGUUAGCGAUGUCGCGCAACGGUGA
This is a messenger RNA of Cinara cedri, 4660 nucleotides long. The record is from the annotation of a GenBank genome assembly. NCBI's taxonomy places the organism in Eukaryota, Metazoa, Arthropoda, Insecta, Hemiptera, Aphididae.